Molecule: messenger RNA, 645 nt
Organism: Saccostrea echinata
Lineage: Eukaryota; Metazoa; Mollusca; Bivalvia; Ostreida; Ostreidae
Product: torsin-1B-like
Exons: 3
Coding region: 1-645 (214 amino acids)
Molecular function (GO): ATP binding; ATP hydrolysis activity
Source: RefSeq, a predicted model, not a curated record
AUGGUCUUUUGGAGAUUGAUAGCAUUCUGCUGUCUAUUUACUUGGGUAUCUGGGUUUGAACCUUUUUCAGUUUCUGGAGCUAUUGGAGCAGCAUUAGUGACUGGAAUAUAUACAGUUUUUUCACCAAUUAAAUGUCAUUUACAAGAAUGUUGUACACCAAAUUGGAUCAACCUUAACACCACAGCUCUUCAAAGAGACCUACAAGGAAGACUUUAUGGGCAACAUUUGGUGACUGAUAUCAUCUUCAAGAAUCUGAAAGCACACAUGACAAAGGAUCCAUCAAAAGCACUUGCUUUCUCCUUUCAUGGGAGUACAGGGACGGGAAAGAACUUUGUCAGUAAAAUAAUUGCAGAAAGCAUUUACAAGAAGGGAAUGAAGAGUAGAUAUGUCCACUUGAUAUCAGCAACUAAAGAAUUUCCGCAUAAAGAUUUGAUUCCUAGUUAUAAGGAUAAACUGCAAGAAUUAGUAGAGAGCAGUGUUAAAGAGUGUGCUCAGUCUUUGUUUAUCUUUGAUGAAAUUGACAAGAUGCCAUCUGGAAUAAUUGACAUUUUAAACCCAUACCUGGAUUUUUAUGAGCAACUUUCUGGCACUGACUACAGAAAUGCUAUCUUCAUAUUUCUCAGGUGGGCAAAGAUAAGAAGUUAA